AUGAGCAUGUUACGUCGAACCUCCGGUUCACUCACCAAAACCGUCAGACAGAUUACUCAACAGCAACCUGUCAAGGACAAUGUUUUACGAACAACUGCUCUUGGAUCUGCCAAGUGCGUCGCUCAGAACCUUGGAUCGUCUAUGCCAAAGACCUCCAAGGCCGACAAAGGACAGAUGAUGGUCAAUCAAAUCACUUCUAUCCGCCGACAAAAUCCAAUGCAGUUCCUCCAGAAAACCACUCAGUUUAGUAUAAAUGUCCAAAACGCUAAAGUGGUCUUAUCAUCGAACACUGCCAAGCUAUCGAAAAUGUUUGCCUCCUUCGACCUGACGAGUUGCCAGAUCUCCUUCGCUGGAAUGUUGGGCGACUUUGCCGUCUGGGCGAUCACCGACAUGUCCACCGGCGAACUCAUCUACCUGAUCGAUGAUAAUGGGGGCUCUGAAAUAUUAGAAACGUGA
Molecule: messenger RNA, 456 nt
Organism: Oikopleura dioica
Lineage: Eukaryota; Metazoa; Chordata; Appendicularia; Copelata; Oikopleuridae
Source: the annotation of a GenBank genome assembly